Messenger RNA from Nothobranchius furzeri (turquoise killifish), 9880 nucleotides. RefSeq names its product nesprin-2. Lineage: Eukaryota; Metazoa; Chordata; Actinopteri; Cyprinodontiformes; Nothobranchiidae. Gene Ontology annotation, molecular function: kinesin binding. Gene Ontology annotation, cellular component: membrane; nuclear envelope; perinuclear region of cytoplasm. Gene Ontology annotation, biological process: nuclear migration; cytoskeleton organization; nucleus organization. The record is from RefSeq and is a predicted model, not a curated record.
ACGCCACCACUGGCCCAUUCAGAAAGCUUUAUGUUGAAGCAGAUCGGUGUCUCGCUGGCCCUUCAGCUCCACCUCUGUGGCCACACUGGUGCCCUGUCACCCCACUAGGGAGUGGUUUCAUCCACAAGCGGGUGGAGCAGAAAAGAAGCACAAGGAAGCCAGGACAAGCGGACAUUAGACAGACAGAGAAAGAAGAGGCAGAAAGGAGAGUGGAAGAGGAAACCUGUAAGCCAAAACUAUUUGUAGAAUAAAACAGGAUUACAGGUGUAACCUGCUCAGGGAUCACUGGAGUCCCUGCCUAGGUCCCGCCCCCAUGCAGAGAUCCUCCAUGUGCGUCUGGAGAAGGUCAGCCUGCUGGAGCUGUGGCUGCUGGACGCCCAGAGAAGCCUGGGAGCUGCUGGGUCAUCAGCCAUGCAGGACAUUGUGGAGCAGCAACUCCUCACCUGCCAGGAAAUGUUUCUGGAGAUCGAGGCGAAGGUAGCAAACCUGCCAGUCCUCGGCCCAGCUGCAGACCACCAGCAGCAGUCUAAUGAACUGGAAGCUGUGGGUUCCCAGAAGGAGGAGGCUGACCUUCUUGCCUCCAGACUGGAUCUUCUGAAAGCCAAACUGAUCUCCUUGCAGCGGCUGCUCCAGGACAGACAAGGGGAGGAGAAGAUGAUCAGCAAAAAACACCCACUGGAACAGACUACCACCUUGCUUAUUUUGCAGAAGUUGGAACACGAGAUCAGUGAGCAGAGAAAAUUGACCCAGGCCAUCGCCAGGCAGAGCAGCAGAGUUCGACGUUACAGCCAAGAGGACCACAGUCAGCUGCUACCAAGGUCGCCUCCUGCUGAGGCUGCUGUGGAGAAGAGUGUUGCACAGAAGAAGUGGGAUCACCUUCACAUUCGGCUGCUUGCUUUGGAGCCGAGCUGGCUGCUUCCUCCGGCUCAGAAGGUGACAGACUCAUCUAUGGAGGGUAGUGAUGGAACAGCAGGGUGCAUGAUUGGCACAGAACACCUGAAAGAGCUUCAAACCUCCAUCAGGCUUCUGAGAGAGCUAGGCCACACAUCUGCAGAGCUUCUGAAUCAGGCUGUGGAGGGCUCCCAUCAGCCACCGGAGGAGGAAGUGUUUCACGCGUUACACAGACUCUUCCUGUCUUUGUCCUCCGUCAACAAGCUGCUGAACUGGCCUGCUGAGACGAAUCAAGUACAGGACUCCCAGCUGGGUCUCCUGCAGAGUCUUUCAUCUGAGAUGACCACUCUGGGCAGUGAGUUUGUCUCCCAGGGGUCCAAUGUCAGCCAUCUCCUGGGAUUGGAGCAUGGCCAGAUGUUUCUGGAUGAUCUCAGCAGAGUCCUUGCUGUUGUCCAAUCAGCACUAAGAAAGAGUCUGAAGCAGCUGCAGGAGUCUGCAGAGAAACAAGCGGCUCUUCUGAUGCAGGAGCAGGCUGAGCAGGGUGAGCUGGACACACUGCUUGGUGGAGCUCGCUCCUGCUGGGAGGAGCUGAGGGGCUGUGAGAAUAUUCAGAAACAUUUUGAUCAGCUGGUUCAAAGCCUGGAGCAGCUACUCAGCCUGGGCCGUGAGCGGCUCUCUCAGCAGCCCACUGUGACGGUGCAGCACAGGGCUGAUCUUCAGCAGCAGCUGAGCAGCCACACGAAGUUUUUCCAGUCCCUGGGCCAUCGUUUUCACGUCCUCCAGGUCCUGUCAGACAGACUCUCAGAUGGUGCCCUCCAGAGGUCAGAGGGUGUUAUGACGGUUCUGCAGGAUGAAGUGGACCGACUGCAGCAGCAAGGGCUUGUUGAAGGGAUCAGGAUGCAGGAAACGUUACAGAUGUGGUCCCUCUGGGAGGAGGACAGCAUCUGGUCAGACUCUGCCCUGACAAGUAUCGAGACAUCAUUUACCAAGAUGCAGGAGGGGCUUUGCUCUGAGGAGCAGGCAUCAGAAAACCUCACUAUCUACAAGCAGGCAUGUUGCAGACUGGAGGAAAGCGAGCCUCGCUUCAGUCAGAUGCUGGAAAGUGGGCGGAGUCUUCACAGAGCAGGCUGUAGUGGAGUGGGCGUGUCCAUCUUAAAGCUGGAGGCCCGCUGGAGGUCUUUACGUGAGAGGUUGGAGAGGGAAACCUCCAGUUCAGACAGAAUAAAGAAGUUGUGGAGCAGGUUUUUGAGAGACUCCGCUGAGCUCUCAGGUUGGAUCGCCACGGCAACACAAUUAGUGAGCGGAUGGAAUCAGCUCGAUGCAUCAGCCGCAAAGCAGUUGGAUGGUCAGCAAAGGCGCAACUUAUUUUUCCAGUCUGUGGCUUUGGACAAAGAGCUGAAGGCCAGAUCUGAACUGAAGGUGAUGGUGAUCGGCGCUGCCACUCAGCUGGUCCAGCUUAGGGAAGCGGAUCAAGACUCACACAGGAAAGUCACGGAUGAAGAAACUUCCCCAACUCCACAUCAAGACCUCGACUCCAUCAGCCCUCGGGUGAGAGAGAUAGAGUCCAACUGGUCCAGACUGGUUACUGAGGUGUCUCUUGUCCAAAAGUCUCUACACAAGCUGUGGCUGGAGGAACUGACCCAGCAGGGGGCGCUGCUGGAGCUCCAGGAAUGGGUGGGAGCAGCUGAAUCUCAGCAGGAGGAGCGUCGGAGAGGGAUCCAGCAGAACAUCUGCACAAACGCAUGUCUGAUCAGGAUCCUGAACCACUGCAGGGAAUGUCAGACUGAAAUGUCGGCCCAUCGGGCCACGCUGGAUCACGUGACCCAGCCUUUACAGAUGUUCACAGACCUUUACGAGUUGAAUCAGGUUGCAGAGGAGGAGGGUCGUGUCGUCCAGCGGUGGAUCCGACUGGAGAACGACCUUCGUGCUCAGAUUCAGGAAGUUGAGAAGGAGCUCAGGGACAGAGCUCAGCAGGGUGGCCGACUCCAACUGAUCAUCACCUGGAUGUCAGACCAGAGCCUCUGGAUCCAGUCGGCUCAGAGGCCCAGCAGCCGACCGGAGCUACUGAGGAGCAUCAGCGCCUGUGAGGAUCUGGAGGAACACAUCCGGCAGAAGUCUGCAGAUCUUCAGGAGCUGAGGAACAGAUGCUGUGGCCCAAAGGAAAACAGUCAGAACCAUUUUGUCAGACAGACAGAAAAAUGCAUCCAGGCCUGCGCAGCUCUCACGCAGCAGAAUGAAUUAGCGAAACAAAAGCUGCUAAAGACUCAGCAGCUGUGGAGCAGCAUGGAGACAAAACGGACCCAAGUGAUGCUGAACAGAAUCAGAACCUCUCAGAUGCUUGGUUAUCACAGCCACCCGCCGCUCUCCCUGCAGGCCCACCGGCGUCUCCACGACAAGCUUCAGGUUUUACUUGAGGAGACGGAAGCUUCUGGGUCAGACUGGGAUGAACUGAGUCAAACCAUGUUUCAUCUGGGAGGAAACAUCAGUCCUGCUGCCGCUGGCGUCCUCUCAGAGCAGCUGGAGAGAGAGAGAGACGGGUGGGAUCAGGUUCUGGCCGCUCUGAUCCAGCAGCUCCAGAGGAGUCGGGAAGUCCUGCAGGUCUGGGAGGAUUUCACCCAGCUGGUUGCGUCUCUGUCUGGACAUCUGCAGACACUUCAGAGGGACGCGACCUCAGAGCUGAGUAUCCUGCCCAGACAGGGUGACCCCGUGGAUGAGGUCAACAUCAGGAUUACCACAGCUGAGAGCCUCUUAAACACAACAAACACUCUACAGUCAGACCUGGAUGUGGUGCUGCAGGCCUCCAGGAGCUUAGCAAAUCACCUGGAGCCUUCAGCUGCCAUCUUGGUCCAAUCGGAGAGCCGCCUGUUGUCAGGCGGUGUCCUGCAGCUCAGGCAGCAGCUGCGUUGGAGGCUGGGCCAGCUGCAGGAGGAGCUUAAGCUGCUGCAGGAGACUGAGCGUGACCUGGAGUCACUGGAGAGGAGCCUGGAGGUCUGGCAGCAGCGCCUGCAGAAUGCAGCCCUGACGCCGCAGUCUGGCGUCCUGGAGCUCAGCGGUCUGUCUGCUGACCUGGACUUGCUGAACGAGUCGAGCAGCAACCUGACACCGGGUGGCGCUGCAGCACUCCGCCUGCAACGCCUCAACCGUGACUGGGCCAGCACCUCCGCCAGGGCGGAGCAGGCCUGCAGUGAGCUGCAGACAGAGGCACUGAGGCGGCAAACGUUUGAGCAGAAGUGUGAGAGCUGGAUGGCAUUCCUGCAGAGGAUGGAGGACAAUCUGCCCGCGGACAUCGCCGGCUCUUACGUCAGCCUCAGGAAGCAGCUUUGCACACAUAAGAGGUUUCAGGUGGAGCUCGCCAUCGGUCAUCAGAUUCUACGUGCAGUCAUUACUGAAGCGCUUCAGCUGCUGCAGGAAGGAGAGGUGGAGGACAGGAGAGACUUCAUCCUAAAGCUGGCCCAGCUCAAAGCGCAUUGGCAGGGAGUGGUUCAGCGGGUUGACCAGAGAAGCUCCUCGGUGGCGGGACUGGUGAGGCAGUGGCAUCUGUACGGUCGUGACCUGAGGAAGCUGCAGAGGUUCCUGUCAGACACACAGACCCACCUUCCCCUGGAGGGGACAGUCCGCUGCAGCCUCCAGCAGCUCAGACACUCUCUUCAGGACCUCCAGCACACGGAGCUGUUGUUCCAGAGGUACCAGAGCAGCUUCCUCCACACCCUGGAGGUGGGUCGGCAGCUCUUCGCUGUUGGCGACGAGGAAUCCCAGGCUCAGCUGCAGAUGGACCUGGGAAUGCUAGAGGAGGAGUGGGACAACCUCCACAGCCUGCUGAGCAGAAGAAUGGAUCUGACCGAUGCUAUUAUCAAGAACUGGGAGCGCUGUGAGGCUGGAAUAACAGACAGCAUGAUGCAUCUGAAGGACCUGAAGACCAGGCUGAACCAGACAGAGAGCACGGACCUUCAGAGCCACGAUGAUUUCCACAAGGAGAACAAGGACUUGCUGGAGGACUGGGCUGAAAGCCUGACGGAGCUGAGCACCAUGAAGACGGAUCUGUCCCAGUACAUCAUUGCAGAUGACCUCCUGCUGCUGCAGGAGCAGGUGGAGCACCUCCACUGUCAGUGGGAGGAACUCUGCUUCAAGGUGUCUCUGCGCAAGCAGGAGAUCGCAGACCGUCUGAACGCGUGGAUCAUCUUCAACGAGAAGAAUAAGGAGCUGUGUGAGUGGCUCACUCAGAUGGAGAACAAGGUGGCUCACAACUCGGACCUCAACAUCGAAGAGAUGGUGGAAAAGCUCAAGAAGGACUGUAUGGAGGAGAUCAACCUGUUCAGUGAGAACAAAACCCACCUGAAGCAGCUCGGAGAGCAGCUCAUCACAGCCAGCAACAAGGCCAAAGAGACCGAGGUCAACGACAAGCUGAAGGACGUCAACGACCGCUGGCAGCAUUUGUUCGACCACAUCGAGGCCAGGGUAAGGAAACUGAAGGAGACGCUGGUGACUGUGCAGCAGCUCGACAAAAACAUGAGCAACCUGCGGACGUGGCUCUCUCGUAUCGAAGCAGAACUGGCCAAACCGGUGGUCUACAGCGUCUGUCACAGCAACGAGAUUCAGAAGAAACUUGCUGAGCAUCAGGAUCUGCAACGGGACAUCGAGCAGCAUACGGAGUGCGUGGCGUCCGUUCUGACGCUGUGUGACGUUCUGCUCCAUGACGCCGAUGCUUGUGGCAGCGACUCGGAGAACGACUCCAUCCUGCAGACCACCCGCAGCCUGGACCGCCGUUGGAGGAACAUCUGUGCCAUGUCCAUGGAGCGUCGGAUGAGGAUCGAGGAGACGUGGCGUCUGUGGUGUAAGUUCCUGGGUGACUAUUCUCACUUUGAAGAGUGGCUAAAGACCGCUGAGCGGACUGCCGCCAACCCCGAGUCUGCCAACGUCCUCUACACCAGCGCCAAAGAGGAGCUGAAGAAGUUUGAGGCGUUCCAGCGACAGGUUCACGAGCGGCUGACCCAGCUGGAGCUGGUCAACAAACAGUACCGCCGUCUGGCUCGAGAGAACCGCACGGACGCUGCCAGCAAGCUCCGAGUCAUGGUGCAUGAUGGGAACCAGCGCUGGGACUGUCUGCAGAAGAGGGUGGCGUCUGUUCUCCGCAGACUCAAGCAUUUCACGUCUCAAAGAGAAGACUUUGAAGGAACUCGUGAGGCAAUCCUAGUCUGGCUCACGGAGAUGGACCUCCAGCUCACCAACGUGGAGCACUUCUCUGAAAGUGAUUUUGAAGACAAGAUGAGACAACUAAAGGGCUUCCAGCAGGAGAUCACGCUGAACACCAACAAGAUUGAUGCUCUGAUCGUGUUUGGGGAGAACCUCAUCCAGAAGAGCGCUCCUCUUGAUGCCGUGCUGAUCGAGGACGAGCUGGAGGAGCUGCACUCUUACUGUCAGGAGGUGUUCGGCAGGGUGGCUCGCUUCCACCACCGCCUCGUGAACAAGAGGCCGGUCCUGCAUGACGACAGGGAGACGUCCGACCCCGACACAGACUUGUACACCUCUCCUGAUGUGUCCAACGUAACAUCCUGGUCAGAGACAAAGGGAAGGAAGGAGGAGGCAGAUGCAGCGGCAACAAGGGUCGUCUCAGGAGGACAGCACAUGUGCCACCUCCUGGUACCUCCUCCAGAGAGAUCCGGUAGAGAGACCCCCGUCAGCAUCGACUCCAUCCCUCUGGAGUGGGACCACACCGUCGAUGUGGGAGGAUCUUCAUCACAUGAGGAUGAUGAAGAUGUCACCUUCUACAGUGCUUUGUCAGUGAAGUCGGUGACAGACCCACCCAGCUGGCACCACCCCGGGUCCAAGGAAAGAAAGUGGCUUCCUGGAGAAAUCAUGGAAGGGCUGAGCCCGUCUCCGACCAGCGGCGUUCCUCUGCACCAGCGUGGCUACGAUAAGUUGAUGUCCGAGUGCAACAACAGCAUCGCCAGUGUGAAGAGAGUCAAACUGGUCCUCAAUGAUGACGAGGAGCUUGAAGAUUCAGGUCUCACCCGCAGCGUGGUCAGCAAGCACAGCAGGACAGGUGUGACUGAGCGCUGGGAGCUGCAGAAGGCACAGACCAGUGAUCGGAGCACUGAGCAGGACCUGGAGCAGUGGCAGAAGCUCAACUCUGACCUCUGUGAUGUCACUUCCUGGUUGGGCAGAGUGCUGCCAGAGCUAGGGAGGCUGCAGCGAAUCGCACCGUCCACCAGCAUCCGAGAUAUCGAGAUCAACAUCAGGAAGCUGAAGGAGAUGCAGAGGACUUUUGACAGCUUCAAGUGUCUGAUGAUCUCCGUCAACCUGAGCGCGCGUCACUUCCUGCAGGGUGACAGUGUGGAGCUCCAGGAGCUGCAGGAGGCUCUGAGCUCAGCCAAUCACAGCUGGUCACAGGCCUGCUGUGGUCUGGAGAGCUGGGAGAGCAGGCUGCGCUCUGCUCUGCUGCAGUGUCAGGACUUCCAUGAAGCGCUGCGUUUGCUGCUGCUGUGGCUUUCCCAAGCCGAGGACAAACUGUGUGCCGUGACCACCGACCCGUCCACCUCUCAGUCCGCCCUGCUGCAACAUCGGGCCACACUGGUGGAUCUUCAGGAGGAGCUGAGGGGGAGAGUUCGCCAGGUGUGCUCGCUGCAGGAGAUCACCUCCCAGCUCCUGCUGUCGGCUGCAGGAGAACAAAGUGUGGAGGCCAAAGAGAAAGUCCACGUCAUCAGCACCAAACUUGACCUGUUGUCGCAACAAGUGGCAGCUGCUUUGCUUUCACUGCCGGGAAAAGUGGUCAGUCAGGAGACCUGCUCGACUGGCUCUGAGCUGCUCGGCGCUGGUCUGGAAACACUCGGGUCACCUCUGCUGCCUCACAAGGAUGCUGAAUCCCAGAGAGCUACGGUCAGACAACCAGCACAUAAAAGAAGCCUGGAGGAAGCACCCCCCCACCGGCCUCUCCUCUACCGGCUUUUCCGCGCUGCCUUCCCGCUCCAGCUGCUCUUCCUGCUGCUGCUGGUUCUGAUCUGCCUGGCGCCGCUGUCCGAUGGCGAUCACAGCUGCACGCUGUCCAACAACUUUGCUCGCUCCUUCUACCCGAUGCUGAGCUACACCAACGGCCCUCCGCCCACGUGAACGGCUCCUCCUGGGCGUUCUUCACUCCACAUAUCCCUGUACAUGAAGAUGUUUAUUUAUUAUUGUAAAGAAGAAGCCGUGAAAUGGGUUCGUUUCUGGAAAGAUGCAAUAAAUACCACAGAAGUGAAGAUUUAGUUUUAUAUCCAUAUUUUUUAAACCCACAAUAAACGAUAAAAAAGUUUUUACCAAAGCACGGAGAAUGCUAACACUGCCGCUGGUCUUCACAGAAAGCUGUGACCUCUUCAUGGAUCCUUUUCUACACGAAUUAAGACUUGUUGUUGUUGUUGUUGUUGUUGUCAUAUUUAGACUGUUCUCUGAUGUAAAGAUAUAAAAUGUAUUUGUUUAUUGUUAUUUAUUUGCAGUGACAAGACUUUUUAUAUUACAAUGUUAAUUCUGCAAAAUGGUUUAAGUAAUUCAUUUUGGAAACAGACACAGUUCCAAAUGCCAGAUUCUUAGCCUGGCAAGCCAGACUAAAUAAAUGUGUUAUUUAGUCUGGCCACGCUCCAUUGACGGCUCUGGGUUGUGGGGCGGGUUCUACCGUUGUCUUUCAAAUGACCUCCGCAUGCUACUGGACAGUGAAUGUGACAGCUAUCGGUAAAUGAGGCGGUCCACAGUUGAAGAAGGAGAAAACAUCAUUUUUUUCUAAAAAAAAAAGCUCUUAAACACAUCCACCUGCUCCUGAUUCUAAUGAAGCCCAAGUUCUAAUCGUCCAACACGGAUGUAAAAGCCAUUUCAAACAAGCUGUCGCCAUCUUGUUUCACUCUGUUGCAUCAUCCCACCCACCAGGCAUAUAGAGUGCCCUGAUUGGCCCACAAAGCGGAUAAAGCUCUGUGAUUUGUUCACUAAGCAGAUAGAGCACUAUGAUUGGCCCACCAUUAUGGACCAAUCAUAGCUCUUUAUGUGUUUGAAACCCCUCUAGAGAGCUGUGAUUGGCCAGCCAGAGUCCUGGUAGGGGCUGCGGAGGUUCCAGUGGAGCGUUAGAACAAACUUUGCAAAGCAAGAAUUUGGUCUAGUUCACUAGGCUACCAGUUUCUGGUUUAUUCCUGCAAAUCUCAGAUUAUUACUUCACCACGUUACUAUAAUAAAGCAUUGCUGUGAAGAAUAAUGGAAACAAGAUGCAGAUUUUUUUUAUUUACAAGCUAAAUUAUCUUUAUAUAUCUGACUGACACCAAGAUUUCAUUCUUCAACAACUUUAUCGAAUUCUGCUCCCUAGUUGUUGUGACCCCGUUGGUGAUGCUGACGUCAUCCUAGUAUUUAAUAUCUGGUUUCAUCAGAACUGCACAAUAAAUAAGCUAAGAUCUGCAGAUAAAUCUAAACUUAACCUGGCUGGAUUUUUGUUUUCUUCUAAGUCAGUUUCGCUUGGAAAUGUGCGACCGUUAAUAUAUAUUUAUGUUUAUAGACCGUUUGUUUAUGCUGUAUAACUGUUUGGGCCAUGGUGACGUCUCAGGUCUGUCAGAGAGGUCUUGAUGAUCAUACUGGUCACUUUCUGGUGAAUUAUUAGAAAUAAUCAGGAUUUGUAGCUCAGAACCAAUCACGCUGCAGCUGAGUUGUUUACAUCCUGGCUUUUACUUCCUUAUGUUAUUGUGGACGGGAUUGUUAUUUCAUUCACGUGGAAUCAUUCAACAUCGAGUUAAAAGGGGACGUUUAUUAAGGUUUUACUGAGAAAUGACCUUUUAGAAAUUGGUCAAUACUGAAACAGCUGAAAACAUGUUUCUAGCGUGUCGAACACAACAAUAAAUGAUUUAGUUCAACUUUAAACACAUGUGGCUACACACCUGUGUAGUUUCAGGGUUUACUUGAACUUUCAACACUUCAUGUAUUGAAUGUAAAUGUGUGAAUUUCAGGGGUCUGCAACCUUUAGAAAUAAAAGACAUUUACUACCUCC